This is a messenger RNA of Ectocarpus siliculosus, 1759 nucleotides long. Lineage: Eukaryota; Phaeophyceae; Ectocarpales; Ectocarpaceae. The record is from the annotation of a GenBank genome assembly.
AUGGAUUAUACGAAGAAGAUGGCGAGAGCUUCAUUCUUUGCUGCGUGCUUGGUGGGGGCUGGGCAGUCCUUCAAGUACUCUCUCGACGACACCGUAUACGAGCAAGCGCGCACGAGCUACUCUGAAGGUUGGAUGUACGGCUCUAACACGGGGCCGAUGGGGGCUACUCAUGGCUCUUCUUACAUCCAUACGGACCUGCAGGUUACAGCUAUACCUCUCCGAGAGCCCAGCAGCGGCGAGUUCAACAUCAGCAUAAUGUUUUAUCGGUCGACGGUGCUUGACUAUGGCGUUUACGAGAACCUCAACAUCUGCGACGAAAGAGUGUCGCCGCCGUCCGCUUUUACAGAUGUUGAGGUAAUUUCGUUCCCAGCCGUCCGAAACGCCGAUUACGGGGCGGAAGAUGGCGCGUUGGGCCAAGCCUAUACGGCGGACGUGCUGGCGCACCGCGAGAUCACGGAGUCGGGGCUUCAGCACGCCUUCAUUCAGGUGUGCCCCACCGACGUCGGCGCCGAGGUCCUCAACACGGCCGGCUCGCUGGACUUCAGGAACCCGUACGGCUACCUGCCGGGCGCGGACUACGGCUGCCUCCCGUUCGAGGUGUUCCGCGUUGUCGCGUCGAUGGCGCUCGGCAUCGGGUUCGGCUACGCCAUGCUGGCGCACCGGGCGUCGAUCCUGCCGGUGCACAAGAUGAUCAUCGGGGUGAUCGUGCUGAGCACGCUAGAGGCUUCGACCUGGUGGGGCGCGUACAGCUACGUCAACGCGACGGGGAGGCCGUACUGCUGCCCGUACCCGGGCGUGGUGGUGCUGGCGAUGCUGAUGGAGGUCGUCCGGCGAACUACGAGCAGGUUCAUGCUGCUCAUGAUCUGCCUCGGGUACGGCAUCACCCGGGUGCAGCUCGAGAGGAGGGAGAUGAUCUCGGUCUGCGCGCUGACGGUGGCGUUCUUCGCGUCGGGCAUCGUGCAGCUGGCCUCGUCAGUGGGCUCCGCCUCCAACGUGGGCAGCGGGGGCGAGUACGAGACCUACAACCCGUUGCUGGCCGUGCCCGCCCUUCUCUUCGACAUGGUGUUUCUGACCUGGAUAUACGGGCAGCUCUCGAACAUGUUGAAAGAGCUUAAGGACCUGAACGAGACCUAUAAGUACAAGAUGUUCAGGGGCCUGGCGUGGACGUUGGGCACCUUCGUAACCCUGUUCACGACCCUCACGGUGGCGAUGCUGGCGGCGGAGGGAAGCCAGACUCAGAGCUGGGAGUGGAAGUUCGAGUGGAUCAACGUCGUUUCUUGGGAGAUUCUCAAUUUCUGCAUGCUGGCAGCCGUGAGCAUAAUUUGGCGCCCGUCUCCUCGCAGCGCUUUGUUGGCGUACUCGAAGCAGCUUGCCACCACGGAGGUCGGCGCGGAAGAAGCUGACGGCAUCGAGAUGGACACGGUGGAGUUCCAAGGGGCCCCAGGAGGCCAGUUCACGAUAGGGGAUGAUGGCGACGACGAUGGCGUUGAGGAGGAGGGGGAUGAGUUGGGCGACCGCGAGGGGAAGGUCGACGGCCAGGGCGGCCUUGGGACGGUUUACUCCAUGGCCAACUUCGAGCCGCAGAGACACACGGACCUCGCGUAGGGCGUGUUCGGUAGCAGCGGAGCCUUGCUGAGGCAAAGAGCUCUGCAGUGAGUCUCACCGCGUGCGUCGUUGUUGUGUUGUUGUUGUCGCUACCGCCGUUGCGAAGUGUGUUAUGUGUGUCUCGCCGACGCUUGGUAAGUGUUUAUCUAGUGCA